AUGGAGAAACUAGUCAACAAAAACCUCAUAACGCUCAAAUGCGUAUUAUUUUGUUUUCUCUCAGGUGUAGGAUGUAUAUUCCCAUUUCUGCCGGUGCAUAUUCUAUCUGUGGGGUUGGACCGUGGUGAAGCACGACUCAUAUCAGCAGUUGCGCCAUGUGUUGCUAUCCUCGGUCCAGCUGUGCUCGGAUGCCUCAUUGACAAAUUAUCAGUGGGGCGAGGAUCUACUGGAGGCGCUCCAGGGCCAAGUGGAUCCGGGAAGCUUCUCCGAGUAGUCACCGCCAUCUGCCUUAUCUUGAGCGCCUUAUUCUACACGUUGCUAUUGGCUGUACCGUACACCGAACGACAUGAGGCGCGACGGCCACAAGUUUUGUUUAUGUGCGAUGCUGAAAACACGUACGUUAUGCAAGAAAUCUGCAAAGAAGACAUGCGCUGUAACAGCUGGUCGGGAGUCAAGACUGGCGUAUUGGCAGUAUCUUCAUGCGAGUAUGGAUGCGCGGACGAUAAUAUGACGUGGAUAAAGAAACCCUUUCCAACCACCACGACCACUACAACACUGAGUCCCAUGUACUAUACUGCCAGUAAUUAUACGCCGAUGUUUAACUUUACGUACGACGACGACGAAGAAGAAUAUGAAGCGUAUCCACCUCAUCUAUGUUAUCAAGGCCAAUGUCUGGUGUAUAUGGCGCAUUCCCGUCGUAUGCGAGUGCCGAUGUCUCUAGAGUCUCCUAUACCACCAGAAGAUAACACAACUGAAACGGACGCGUGGUGUACUUACCGCGCUAGCAGCCCCUCGUGUUUAGUGCCAGCUGCGAAAUUACCCGAGUUCAGCGUAAUGCAAAGUGAGUGCAAACCAGCUGUGCGCUGUCAAGUGUUGGACCCAUACGACGAGCCGGACGGUGUCCUCGCCGACGCCGAGUGUCGGCUCACUAUCGGCGACCCCUCGGCAACCUUCACCACCUAUUUGAUACUGAGAAUGUUGGCUGACAUCUGGCCCACGGCUGCACUGGCAUUGCUCGGAGCUGCUUGCGUGAUAGCGACCAGAGAGACUUCGUUGGGACGUGGCGAUGUCGGUAGACAGUUGGCCUUCGGUACUCUAGGCCUAGCUAUCUUCCCUCCUCUGGCAGGAUUAGCCGCGGAAUCCAUGGAAUCUCCUUUCGUUGUGCCAUUCGCUUUGCACGCCGUUUUUAUGCUGAUUGGUGCUCUGAUUUUAUUAUUUGAUAGCCACAUGCCGCUGUCGACGCCCGAGUGGUGGUGGCAUACAGCGACUGGCGUACUGGCGAUGCCUAUGAACACCGUGCGGAGGUACGGCGCCGAGACAGCCGCCGUGUUCGCUGUCGUGGCACUACUCGGCGUACUGUGCAGCGGUAUCGACGCCUACCUGCCUUGGACGGUGAUGGAAAUGAACGGCACGUUGUUGCACGUCGGUCUGACGAUGACGGCGGGCGCCCUGCCGGCGGUGCCAGCGCUCUGGUGGGCGGAAGCGCUCGUCGACUACAUAGGACACUCCAACGUGUUCAUAUCCGCAUUCACCUUCUACUGCUUGCGUUACACCGGUUUGGCUUACACCACGGAUUACACCUGGAUAAUAGUGUGUGAAAUUCUGGAGGUGUUCACAAUGAGUCUUGUAUGGGUAACCGCCGUGUUGUAUUUUAGACAUCUGGUUCCUCGCAAGUACACUACUAUGGGACAAGCUUUACCUGUUAUAGCACAUUUCUGUAUUGGUCGUUGCAUCGGUGCGAUAGUGAGCGGCAUGGUGUCGUUGUCGCAGCCGCUAGAGUCCGCGCGCGAGGUGUACCGCGCGCUAGGCGUGGCCUCGCUGGCCGCCGCCGCGGUGUACCUCGCGCUCUACCACCUGCUACUGGCGCCGCGCUGUGCCGCGAGACCGGCGCCUCCCCCACAACAUCUACUACAAGCUUGCACAGUGGAUGGCCAGCUUAAUGGCAAAGGACUGAACGCUAACGGUGGUUCAAAUGGAACAUAUUCUCCGAUGCGGGUAUACCAUGAAGAACGUUCUAGAAAAGGGCAUUUCCGCUAUUAA
Messenger RNA from Diatraea saccharalis (sugarcane borer), 2040 nucleotides. Lineage: Eukaryota; Metazoa; Arthropoda; Insecta; Lepidoptera; Crambidae. The record is from the annotation of a GenBank genome assembly.